Molecule: messenger RNA, 3521 nt
Organism: Ruditapes philippinarum (Manila clam)
Lineage: Eukaryota; Metazoa; Mollusca; Bivalvia; Venerida; Veneridae
Product: serine/threonine-protein kinase TBK1-like
Exons: 18
Coding region: 370-2607 (745 amino acids)
Biological process (GO): peptidyl-serine phosphorylation
Cellular component (GO): cytoplasm
Molecular function (GO): protein binding; ATP binding; protein serine/threonine kinase activity
Source: RefSeq, a predicted model, not a curated record
UCCUGUGACCUAGUUUCUGAACAGAGAUGACCCAUCUUUGAACUUGACCUAGAAAUCAUUAAUACAACCUUCCUGACAAAUUUCCGGAAUAUUUGGAUCAAAACUGCAGCCAGUAGAGUGUUAACAAGCUUUUUCUAUUUUUAGCUCCUGUGACUUAGUUUUUCAUUGGAGGUCACCCAUGAUGGAACUCAUCCGAGAUAUUAUUGAGACAGAUAUUCUGAUGAAGUUUCAUGAUGAUUAAGGAAUAAAUGCAAAUGCUAGAGUGUUAACGAACUAAAUGUGGCUGGACGACGGACAAUCAUCGACCCUGAGCAUGCUCAGAGCACUGGAGAAGAAGUUGCGGUGAAGGUUUUCAGCCAAGCUGGACACAUGCGACCUCACGAUGUUCAGAUGCGAGAAUUUGAGGUGAUGACCAAACUUAAACAUAAGAAUAUUGUACCCAUGCUGGCUAUUGAAGAUGAGCAAUCAACAAGGAAUAAAGUUAUUAUAAUGCAAUUAACAGAGCAUGGCUCCCUGUUUAACAUGUUGGAAGACCCCAAAAAUGCCUAUGGACUCCCAGAGGAAGAGUUUCUCAUUGUGUUUGAACAUGUCACUGCAGGAAUGAAGUACAUGAGAGACAGUGGCAUUGUGCACCGGGAUAUAAAACCCGGAAAUAUUCUCCGCUAUAUUGGAGAAGACGGAAGGUCUAUAUAUAAACUGACCGAUUUUGGUGCAGCAAAACAAUUAGACCAUGAAGAGGAACAAUUCAUGUCAUUAUAUGGAACAGAAGAAUACCUGCAUCCGGACAUGUACGAGAGAGCUGUAUUACGAAACCCUAAUAGGAGACAGUUUACUGCUACUGUAGAUUUAUGGAGCAUGGGUGUUACCUUCUUCCAUGUUGCAACCGGGCAGUUACCUUUUAAACCAUUCGGAGGAAGGAAAAACAGACAAAUAAUGUUUGAAAUCACCAGACACAAAGAAAGUGGAGUAAUAAUGGGUGUUCAGCAUUCACAGGGAGGCACUAUAGAAUGGAGUAAAGAAUUACCAAAAACAUGCAGGCUGUCUGAUGGAUUAAAGCUUUUGAUAACACCAAUAUUUGCUCGUCUUUUGGAAUCUGACCCAAGCAAAGUGUGGAACUUUGACGCUUGUUUUAGAGAAAUUGACUCUAUUGUGAAAAAGAAAGUGAUACAUGUUUUCAGUCCACAUACAUGGAAUAGUCUCAAAGUAUAUAUUAAAAGUGAAAACAAUUUAACAACUCUUCAAGAACUGAUAGCGGAACAGACUGAAAUAGUUGCUCCUAGUCAGUUACUGAUAUUUGAUGGUCAACAAUUAAAGGAUCAUGUUCAAGCAAUGUUACCCAUAUCAAGUUAUCCAAAGGGAAUCACAGAAACAAACCCAAUUUUUGUCUACAAUAAACACAUGGAUGAUUUUGCAAGAUUUCCUGUACCAAACAUAAAGGACUUUCCGAGGUUCACAUCAAGUUUAACUACAGACGAUUAUGCUAUAGCCAAGAUGUGUUCUGCAAUAAGUUGUUAUAUUCUAAAGGAAGUUGAGUUGUACUCUAUGAAACAAGAACUUGUCAGACGGGCAGUACACAUGUAUAUCCAUGAACUUUAUCAUGAACUUGGACAUUUAGUGGACUAUCAUACUUUCUUGGAAAGGAAUUGUGACAGUAUUACAAAGUGGAAAGAUAAUUUUCUACGAACAUUCAAAAGGGAAUUAACGAUGGUUGGAAUGAUAGUGAAAACAGACACUCAAUUAAAUCAUAUUAUAACAGAUCUUGAAACUUUUCAUGAACGGAGUGAAAUGAGUAUUGGAGAACUCUCAUCACAGAUAACAGCACUUGGCAACGAGGUACUUGUACACCUUGUUGAUCUCAAAGAUCAAGAGUUACAGAAAAAGGUUCUCAAGAAGCAGUGGAAUGAUAGUGUUGGGUGUAUAUCAGAAGAUAGAUGUGUUGCAAAAGUUGAAGUGGUUCUGGAACAAAUAUUGAAAAUCAAAUUACAGUUUUCAGAAGACAGGAAACGUCCCAGUCUCACCUUUAAUGAAGAACAAAUUCAUAAAUAUGAGAAAAACAGGCUAAGUGAGAACUGUACAAAGAUCAAGUCUUUAUUUUUUGACCACUGUCUUGCUGGAGCCAAAGACCAGUUUACACGCUACCACUCAUGGUUUAGAAUGGGUUAUGAUGUAAGACAGAAUUGUGAAAUAUUAGAGAAGAAGUUGCUGAAUCUUGCAGAUAGAUCAGAGGGAUUUGUGGACAAACUAAAUGCUCUUUGCCUGAAGUACAAUGAUGAAAUAAAGCUGAAAGUUCAGAGAGUUCAAGAGACAAUGAGUGAUAGAGAUUUUAUCUCCUUGGCAACACCUAGACAAGGGAUUGCCAGUAGCUUAACAGAGAGCAUGGCUGCUAGUGGUUCUUCUAAAGAAGAGAAUAAAAAAAUAAGAAGACAAAUGAUACAGACAUUUGUAUCUUGUCUUGAAGAAUCUAAGAGUGUGGUAAAUGACAUGAAAGAAGGACUGCAUACCAACAAUUAUUUAUUGGAGAGGUUCAACAAAGAGUUAAACAGCAUGCUUGAGGAUCCCAACAUGUCUUUAAACUGCCAGGGCCUGGUGACAAAAAAGGAUUUUUAAAAGCCCCGCUAAGAGUUGAAUUCAAAAUGUAUGUAUCCCGUCUUGGGAUAAGCAUGUGCUUUAUGUUGAUAAUGAAAAUGAGCGCAUGCAUUCCUUUAUGUCAGGAAAUAUUAAGUGCACACCACCUUGUUCAUCAGGCCUUUUCUAUUUAUAACACCUCCGGUCCAUGCUUUAUGUAUUUAGUUGAUGUAGACAGUUCUGUUUGUCUUAUUGUUACAUGUUUUGUUUCAAAUAAUGUAGUUGUAGAAUGUAAUGAUAAACAUGUAAAAGUUGUGACACGUUUUUAUUUUAGAACAUGUGUACAGCAUCUAUGUGUAACUUUGAAUUAUUUUUUGUACAAUGUAUCUAUUGUUUUACUAAGAAAUAUAAAGUUUUUAUAUACCGGUAAUAGCUUUAGUACACAUUUAACUGUUGCCAUAGUUUCGUCACAUAUAACAGACUUUGGUAGUGUUAUACCAUGCACAUAUAAACAGAGUUACAUAUAUAUGUAUUCUUUAAAUUAUUUUUUCAUUCAUUUAAAGUAUUUUUCCCCUUUACAUUUUGCUCGUCUGAAUUUAUUAUUGAAAUUCAUUGAAUUGUAUGCCACAACAAGAACUUAUUUAAGCACUUUGUUAUUCUCUGACUUGUUAAAUAUAUCUUUUUGUGAUGUGAUAUGUUAUGAUAGCAGCUAUUAUUGCACAUGUGAUUUGUAUCGUGGCUAUUUAAGAAAUAAGCCCCAACACUAUUUCUUUAUUAUUUGUUUAUAUAUUAAUAUGUUUUAUGUAUAUUUGUCAUCCAAAGCUAUGAAACUUAUGUUUUAUAAUAAAUGCAACUUCCUACAUUAACAUUUUUGAGGACUGAAUGGAUAAUGUCACCAUGGCAAUAUUCAGUCAGUCCUCAAAUUUUAUUUUCUUAAAUUUUUUAUAAGGGAUAUA